AUGGAUUCAAUCCCGAUAUCCCAUAUCUACUAUCCACCUGGGAUAUCCCUACCGCAUUACACACCCAAUGAAAGCAGCGUGCUGUCACUAAUCACUCGAUUUGGUCUGCAAUGGUUAUUCGUUCUCUGCGCCUCAUUCUUCUUCAUUGGUCGUCUACGGCCGACUGUGUGCUUGUCGGAUCGGAUUGCGUUUACUUGGAUGUGUUUGACGGGAUUCAUCCACCUCUUCUUCGAGGCCCACUUCGUCAUAAACCACAAAUCACUGGCUGGCGGCCAAUCCCUCUUCUCGCAAUUAUGGAAGGAAUACUCGCUUUCUGAUUCGCGCUAUUUGACUUCGGAUGCUUUUUUGAUUUCUAUGGAGGCUGUUACGGCGUUCGCAUGGGGUCCUCUAGCAUUUAUAAUAGCAUACUGCAUCGCCGUCCAACAUCCAAUCCGACAUGCUUUGCAGAUUAUCAUCUCGACUGGUCAGGUUUACGGUGACGUGCUUUACUAUGCUACCAGCCUGCUGGAUGAAUCGUAUUGUCGGCCUGAGGGGUAUUACUUCUGGUUUUAUUAUUUCUUUUUUAAUUUUAUUUGGAUGGUUGUUGGUUGUUAUUAUGUUAAGGAUAGUGUUGUUGAGAUUUGGGGUGGGUUUGAGAGGCUUCAGAACCUUGAGCUUGAGAGGAAGAGGAAGGAGUGA
Penicillium antarcticum is the source of this 678-nucleotide messenger RNA. RefSeq names its product EXPERA domain-containing protein. Gene Ontology annotation, molecular function: cholestenol delta-isomerase activity; steroid Delta-isomerase activity; C-8 sterol isomerase activity. The transcript is spliced from 4 exons. The record is from RefSeq and is a predicted model, not a curated record. Gene Ontology annotation, biological process: sterol biosynthetic process. The coding region runs from base 1 to 678 and encodes 225 amino acids. Gene Ontology annotation, cellular component: endoplasmic reticulum; membrane. NCBI's taxonomy places the organism in Eukaryota, Fungi, Ascomycota, Eurotiomycetes, Eurotiales, Aspergillaceae.